GAGUGCAUCUUUAAGGAUUACAGCCACACUCUAGUUCCACCAGGUUUUGUCUCCCCAGCAGUCAUGAUCCUAAGCAUUGCCCUCAUUUGGGCCAUAGUAGUUGGGCUCUGUUGUUGUCUUUGGCUUAUCACAGGAAUACGCAGAAGACAGCCUGGGGAGCCUCCAGUAGAAAAUGGAUGGAUCCCUUACCUUGGCUGUGCUCUUCAGUUUGGCGCAAACCCUUUGGAGUUUCUUCGCAGCAGACAGAAGAAAUAUGGUCACAUUUUUACAUGCAAAAUUGCUGGGCAGUAUGUCCAUUUCCUUUGUGAUCCAUUCUCCUACCAUGCCGUCAUCCGCCAAGGAAGGCAUCUUGACUGGAAGAAAUUUCACUUUGAUGCCUCUGCAAAGGCAUUUGGUCAUGAGAGCAUGGAUCCCAGCCAUGGUUACACCACUGAAAAUCUGCAUCAGACAUUCCUAAAGACUCUGCAAGGAGAUGCCUUGUCUUCUCUUAUUGAGACCAUGAUGGAAAACCUUCAGAGCACCAUGCUGCAGUCAGGCAUGCUGAAGGCUGAAACUUCCAAGUGGCAGAGCGAUGGUAUUUUUGCCUUCUGCUACAAGGUCAUGUUUGAAGCAGGCUACCUGACCCUCUUUGGAAAAGAAUUGGAUGGGGACCAGAGCAUUGCACGCCUGCAAGCCCAAAAAGCUCUGGUGCUCAAUGCUCUGGAGAACUUUAAAGAAUUUGAUAAGAUCUUUCCUGCUCUGAUCGCUGGCCUCCCCAUUCACGUUUUUAAGAGUGCCUACAGUGCUCGCGAGAACCUCGCCAAGACUAUGCUCCACGAGAACCUCAGCAAACGUACCAAUGUGUCUGACCUCGUAUCCUUGCGCAUGCUCUUGAAUGACACAUUAUCUACCUUCAAUGAGCUGAGCAAAGCCAGGACCCAUGUGGCCAUACUGUGGGCUUCACAAGCCAACACUUUGCCUGCAACCUUCUGGACCCUGUUCUAUAUGAUCAGGUGCCCUGCGGCCAUGAAAGCUGCUAGCGAGGAAGUAAGGCGAACGUUUGAAAGUUCUUAUCAGAAAAUCGAUCCAACGAAUUCUCGACUUGUACUAACAAGGGAACAGUUGGACAACAUGCCAGUUCUAGACAGUAUCAUUAAAGAGGCGAUGAGACUGUCCAGCGCGUCCCUGAAUGUGAGAAUGGCCAAGAGCGAUUUCCUUCUUCACCUGGACAACAAAGAGUCUUACCACAUCCGCAAAGAUGAUGUAAUUGCUCUGUACCCUCCGAUGAUCCACUUUGAUCCUGAGAUCUAUGACAAUCCUCUGGCAUACAAGUAUGAUAGAUACCUUGACGGGAAUGGGCAGGAGAAGACCAGCUUUUACAGAAAUGGACGCAAACUUCGUUACUACUACAUGCCCUUCGGCUCUGGGGUGACCAAGUGUCCGGGCCGUUUCUUUGCUGUGCACGAGAUUAAGCAGUUUCUGUCUCUUUUACUAGCGUACUUUGAGAUGGAACUUUUGGACUCUGAUGUGAAAGAACCACCGUUGGACCAGUCUCGUGCUGGACUGGGUGUUUUGCAGCCCACCUAUGAUGUUGACUUUCGAUAUAGACUCAAAUCUCACUAAGGAUCUCACACUUAUUUAUUGACUGUUGACUUAAACUGUAAAUAAUGUAUAUUUUGCGUCAUGUCCAAGUAGACAAAUGUGUUCUUUCUAUUCAACUUGAUUAGAGAGAGAUUUUAGGAAGUUUAAAAGGAACUUUAGAGCUCUCCUUUUAAAAUUUUCAGUAACAUUUACUGCACUUGUGCUAUGUGUAUUCAUAGUAUUCUUCUCAGUUAUUAAACUACUAUCUGGCAGUAUUCAAAAUAUGAUAUUGUACAUUGCUUAGAAAAUGUAAUCACCCACAUCCUCUUUCAUCGGCUGUUCACCAUUUUUGUAAAAUGAUAUGUGCUUUGUGAAUUUUAUUUUGAAUAUACAUAGUGAUUUUUUUUUUUCUUACUAAAAAAAAAAGUGUGUCUUAUUCACCCGCCGUUUAAAGGUUCUGUAAGUAAUUUUAGAUGGAAUUAUAUGUAGAUGAUCCUACCCCUUGAAAGAUAUCAAUGAAAUAACUGUCCUGAUGUAUCACAACGAUCUCUGUAACAGCCUCUGUAAAUAGUAUUUUAAAAAGUCAGAAUCGCGGUCAGACUAGCCAAUCAGAGUUUUUUUUUUUAGGAGUUUUUGCACAUUUCACAGUGUACAGUCCAUAGAUGAGUGCCAAAUAUGAACUUGGAGCGGGUUGGUAUGUGUUUGAAGGGUGCUAAAAGUUCGCGAUUCUGUCAAUAACGGCGUACAUAACCAAACAUCUUAAAGAGAAUAGGAGUAGGCUACAGGGGAAAAUAAUGACACCAAAAUUCUACGUGAUCGGAACAUCGCUACAGAUUUUCAUCGCUGGACUGCCUUUUGAAAAUAGUCACCAAUUUUUUAUUUGCUUCUGCUUGACAAGUAAAAAUACCAUGGUUACGUUAAAACUGCAGUGUUUAUUGGCAAAAAAUUAUAUCUCGAUAUUUUGCUAGUACCUUAGCAGGUUUAGGACUGCAGUGGACCUAAAGCUCCUAAAGUUUUUGAAAUUCUUCAUAUUCUUUGCGGUGGUUAGUCCACAACAGUGACAAAAUUAAAUUUUUCAUUAAGUUUAAACUGAUUUUUACCAUUUAUAGGCAUUUUUAGUUCAUAAGGGCAGUUUUAUAUAUGAAACUAAAACCACCAGUAAUAAGAGAAUUAGCCGCUUUACCACCGUUGGGCCGAACAGUUCAAAGAACGGAGCGAUUUCAGAUAUAUUUCCACUUAAGCCUGGUACGGCACUGCAGGAUUACAGUAGUGACAUUGCAACUCACGAUUGGUCGUACCUGCGACCGGAUCAGCACAGAAUGGAAUGGUUAAGCAAAGUAAUGAAACACCGCUGUGUGUUGCUCAGAGAUCGCAUACUUUCAAUUCAAAAUGACGACAUUUCAUUAAAAGUUGAGUAGUUUGCAUCCCUAGAUAGUCUAUUACUGUUGGUCACGGAACAUUUCUAUCGUAAAAUAGUUGUCUUACAACUUAUCUUUCCACAAACUCUCUUUGCAUUGUGUAGGACUGGAUAUUGACAAAUUCGAUUCGAUUUCGAUUCACGAGCUUGCAAUUCGAUUUGAUUCCAAUUCAAUUUGAUUCGAUUCAAUAUCCAUUUGAUUCAAUAUUUUGUAUAUAAAUCAGGAAGAGUACAUGGCAAAUUUUCUCAAGGAAAAAAAAUCUGUGUAAACUAUAGGCUACAUGUGAGUCAGAUAUUACAAUAAUAUUGAAGGUUAAAAUAAACUGAUUUGUUUACAAACACUUAAAUUAGACUCAAGUUUUUAUAACAAUAAAGAUAAAAUACUAACUUUACAAGUAUAUUUCUAAUCCAAUUCGUUUUUUGAAAUACAUUAUUUGAAAUGGUGGCUGUCAUAAAUACUUGACGGAUUUAUUCAAACAUGCAUUAAAUAUUGAAGAACAUUAAAAAUUAUAAUUAAUAUGUAA
Molecule: messenger RNA, 3501 nt
Organism: Ctenopharyngodon idella (grass carp)
Lineage: Eukaryota; Metazoa; Chordata; Actinopteri; Cypriniformes; Xenocyprididae
Product: cytochrome P450 7A1-like
Exons: 6
Coding region: 64-1602 (512 amino acids)
Biological process (GO): bile acid biosynthetic process; cholesterol homeostasis; cellular response to glucose stimulus
Molecular function (GO): cholesterol 7-alpha-monooxygenase activity; heme binding; iron ion binding
Source: RefSeq, a predicted model, not a curated record